Molecule: messenger RNA, 1383 nt
Organism: Schistosoma margrebowiei
Lineage: Eukaryota; Metazoa; Platyhelminthes; Trematoda; Strigeidida; Schistosomatidae
Source: the annotation of a GenBank genome assembly
GAAGAUGACAAUUUAAAACUUCAAGGUUGACAUUGGUUCCCUAGGUUUUUAGGAGCAUACUCUGACAAGUGCAAUGUUGCGGAUGGUUACAAUGAAAUAUUUAAGCUUAUUCAUUCUCGUAUUUCAAAAUCUACUUUAUAUUCUGUGUAUGCGUCAUGCAAGAUCACGACCAACAGAAAUGUUCAAUUCUUCAUCUUUGGUAAUAAUGAGCGAAUGUUUGAAAUUCUUGACAUGUGUAUCAGUUCUAAGCAUUACUGGGAAUUUAAAAAAUUGUUUAAAACUCAUACAACACAAUCCACUAGAUGUUUUAAUGACUUUUAUACCUGCUAUAAUAUAUGUCAUUCAAAAUCGUCUCCUUAUAACAGCUUUGAGUAAUUUAGAUGCAGUCACAUUUCAGGUGGCUUAUCAGUUGAAAUUGUUUACUACAGCAUUAUUCAGUAUGCUUAUUCUUCGGAAACCGGUUAGUAAAAUGCAAUGGUUUGCUUUGGUUUUAUUGUUUAUUGGAGUUGCAACAGUUGAAAGUCCCGUUAAUUCUAAUAAAACUAAUCACCCACCUACAGCAUAUAAUCCUCCAUUAGGAUUAUUUUGUGCUGUAUGGGCAUCCAUAUUGUCUGGUUUGGCAUGUGUAUUUUUUGAAAUGCUUCUGAAAAAUACCAACAAAUCUAUAUGGCAUCGUAAUAUUGAGUUAGCUUUUGCAUCAAUUAUCAUUGGUAUACCUGUACAACUAUUGACCGAUUGGACUGAUAUUACACAAAAUGGCUAUUUUCAUGGUUUUGAUUGGUUUGUUUGGAUAGUUGUAUUUCUACAUGCAUUCGGUGGUUUAUUAGUAGCUUUAGUAGUUAAAUAUGCUAACAAUAUUCUUAAAGCAUUCGCCUGUUGCGUGUCAAUUAUUUUAUCAUGUGCAUUCUCUGUUGUAUUCCUUGGGAUGCAUUUGAGUAAUAGUUUCAUUUUUGGCACAUUAACUGUUAUCGUAUCAUCUAUUCUGUAUUCUAGUUAUCCUCCGAAAAUAAAUGCUCGAUAGAAAUUCGUAUUAUUGUUUUUCAUUAAUUUAACAAUGUUACAAUAAUUUUAGUCUUUUUGUCCAACUCUCCAUUUAACCUCCCAAUAUUUUGUUUACAUUUUUCAAACUACUUUUAAGUAGUAUUAAUGAGUAUGAAAUUUCAGAGAGAACCAAUCUCCAUGUUUGUUCAUUCUUUAAAAUAUUUUGUAAUAAUUACUCUUCAGGAAAUUCUAAGUUGAGCUUUCAUUAAUAACUAUGUUUAAUUAUCUUCAUAGUAGAUUUUUAUAUUUUUCGUAUAUAUAGUUUCAACCAAUUAAUUAUACAAUAACGAUUUGAAAUAUUUUUUUUGAAAUAAACUUAUUAUAUAUGCUAUUCUAAAAUGA